Molecule: messenger RNA, 856 nt
Organism: Siniperca chuatsi (mandarin fish)
Lineage: Eukaryota; Metazoa; Chordata; Actinopteri; Centrarchiformes; Sinipercidae
Gene: ecrg4a
Product: ECRG4 augurin precursor a
Exons: 4
Coding region: 97-534 (145 amino acids)
Biological process (GO): central nervous system development; regulation of cell population proliferation; anaphase-promoting complex-dependent catabolic process
Source: RefSeq, a predicted model, not a curated record
UCUGGGUUGCCGCCCACUCUUCCCUCUGGUUGUGCAGCAGUUUGUGCACAGUUGUUGCCUUUAAGCAGCUCUGGAAAGACUUUGAGCGGUUAGAAGAUGGCAUCCCAGCAGCUCUAUUUGAGGUUAAUUGGACUGGCUAUAUUGCUGACAGUGUUGGCUCUUAGAGACGUAUCCAGUGACAGCAGCUUGCACAAGAUCUUAAGGAAAAGAGAGGUGGCAGGAGUUGGUACUGCCCCCUCAAAGUCCUCUGUUGCCCUCCCUUCUUCCAAGGCUCAAGAGUUCCUAGCAAAACUUAGCAGAACCAAGAGGAACAUUUGGGAUCGCAGUAGACCAGAUGUACAGCAGUGGAUUAUGCAGUUUAUGUACAUGGGAUAUGACGAGCAGAGGCUUGAGACUGACCUGUCAUAUUGGAUGGACCAAGCUCGCUCCAGUGACCAAGGACGUCAGCACCACUAUGAUGAAAAUGCCCCUAUUGGCCCGCGUGACCCUAGUUCUUACAGACACGGAGCUAAUGUCAACUAUGACUACUACUAACUCCAGUCACAAACACACUCACAAACAAAGGCCAUUGCAUUGUAAGUCCCCUGCCUUCUCUUUGAGAGAACACAGCCUGUGAUAGUUACAUUAUUACACCUACAAUGAAGCUGUCAACAUUCAAGUACUCCACAGCUGCUCUGGCUUCUUUGUUUUGAUUAGUUACACCCACUAGUAUAACCCACUCUCAACUCUUUUUCUCCAUCCCCACAUAUUAAUAAAAUGGAAAUAACACGCAGAAUUGUUUUCUUGCUCUGUCGCCUUUGCUCUACAAGUAAAGUUUUGAGGCAGCUGAUUUGUAUAAAUUACUGUUCAAAUCUGA